Molecule: messenger RNA, 2029 nt
Organism: Solanum lycopersicum (tomato)
Lineage: Eukaryota; Viridiplantae; Streptophyta; Magnoliopsida; Solanales; Solanaceae
Product: putative ABC1 protein At2g40090
Biological process (GO): lipid homeostasis; mitochondrion organization
Cellular component (GO): mitochondrial inner membrane
Source: RefSeq, a predicted model, not a curated record
UAAUAGAAUAUAGGAGAAGGGGUAGUAGCAUUUACCUUCUCCAUUUCUCUACCUUGUUCGUCAAAAUCCAAAUCCUCCAGGAGGGGUCGGAAAAAUAAUGGCUGGCAGGUCUAUGUGGCGCGCCACAACCAAGCUGUUAGUGGCCACCACCACCCUUGGUGGUGGAGCAGCGGCGGCCACAAUUGCCAGCUCCGACGACCCAGCCAUGGCCCUUAAGCUUUGCACAAAUGUCCCUCUCCGUCUCUAUCGCGAUUCCGUCACUGCUGCCACCAUUGCCUUCGAUUAUGAAUAUUCACUCUGGGGACUGCCAGAAGGUAGUGCAGAGAGAGCAAAAGCCAAACAUGAAGUUCACAUGAGGGGUGCACGCAGGCUAGAAGAACUUUGUUUCAGAAAUGGUGGAAUUUAUAUUAAGCUUGGUCAACAUUUAGGACAGCUGGAGUACUUAGUACCUGAAGAGUAUGUACGUAUUAUGAGGGAAUCAAUGUUAAAUAGAUGUCCUCAUUCUUCUUAUGAUCAAGUGCAUGAAGUUGUGAAGAAAGAGCUUGGAGGUGCACCUGAUGAAAUCUUUGAUGAAUUUGAUCCGAUACCAAUAGCAAGUGCUUCUCUUGCUCAAGUCCACGUUGCUCGAACGCGUGAUGGGCAAAAAGUUGCUGUCAAGGUUCAGCACACACAUAUGACAGAUACUGCUGCAGCAGAUUAUGCAACUGUGGAGUUGAUAGUGAACACAUUGCAUCGAUUUUUUCCUUCCUUUGAUUACAGGUGGUUGAUUGCUGAAGUUCGUGAAAGUAUACCUAAGGAACUAGAUUUCUUGGUUGAGGCCAAAAACAGCAUAAAAUGUAUGGAUAACUUUCGGAAGCUGUCUCCUCAUAUUGCAGACUACGUUUAUGCACCAAAGGUGUAUUGGAAUUUAAGCACUUCAAAGCUGUUAACCAUGGAAUAUAUGGAGGCUGCACAAGUAAAUGACUUGAAGAGCAUUCAAAGGCUUGGAAUUCAGCCAAGUGAUGUUGUAAAGUUGGUUAGUGAGACUUUUGCGCAAAUGAUGUUCAAACAUGGUUUUGUGCAUUGUGAUCCACAUGCUGCAAACCUGCUAGUCCGCCCUUUGCCUUCUGGUCGUAGGAGCAUAUUUGGAAGGAGAAAACCUCAGUUGAUACUUUUGGACCAUGGUUUAUACAAAGAACUUGAUUACAAUACCAGAAUAAACUAUGCUGCACUGUGGAAGGCUUUGGUAUAUUCUGAUGCAGAUGGGAUAAAGGAAAACUGUGUAAAACUGGGUGCUGGAGACGAUCUUUACGCAUUGUUUGCUGGGAUUCUCACAAUGAGGCCUUGGAAUAAAGUGAUAGAUUCUUCAGUUGAUCAUCUUGUUGUCAAAGGCACAGACGGUGACCGUUCAGAAUUGCAGAUGUAUGCUUCUCAAUAUUUUCCACAAAUCACUGAACUUCUGAGGAGAUUGCCCCGGGUUAUUCUUCUAAUGCUCAAGACGAACGACUGCUUACGAGCAGUUAAUGGGUCAUUGAUUCAAGGGCCUUCUCUUGAGUCAUUCUUAAUCAUUGGAAGGGUUUCAUCUGAAGCGGUUCUUGAGUCUAUGUUGUUGCAAAAGAGAUCAUUAUUAUCUUGGAUCAAUUUUUGGAUACAGAAGAUCUUGUUGGAAGGCCGGGUUUGCGUAAUGCACAUAGCAGUGUGGCUUUUACAACUUCAGAAAGCAUUGACAUUGUGAAAGCAAGUAUACUUCCAAUUUUAUUGGAUGUCCACUAACAUAGUGAAAGCAACUAACAAUCAGGAGAUGUUUGAUAUGGAAUUUUGUUCAAAACUUUCUAUAGAAGGUGGAUUCAUUAAUUUUAUUUUAUUUUUGCAAUUCUUUUGUAAUAUGCUGCAUUUACAAAUUUUUAAGCAGAAUGAACCUCUUAGACUAGGCUAGGGAAGCAAAAAUGUUUAUUUGGUUGUGAAUCAUCCUAGGAUAUUAAUGGUAUGUUAGCCAUAAAUUGUGCAAUUUCUUUUAUGGCAGACUUUUUAUCUAUCAACUUUUGGAGAA